Messenger RNA from Lemur catta (Ring-tailed lemur), 3485 nucleotides. RefSeq names its product RNA binding motif protein 28 (gene RBM28). The record is from RefSeq and is a predicted model, not a curated record. The transcript is spliced from 19 exons. NCBI's taxonomy places the organism in Eukaryota, Metazoa, Chordata, Mammalia, Primates, Lemuridae. Gene Ontology annotation, molecular function: RNA binding. The coding region runs from base 151 to 2454 and encodes 767 amino acids.
CCUCCGGACUCUUUUGAGCAACGAGCACUUCCGGAAUCUCCCAGCCGCUCGGUGGCAACAGCGUGGUCCUCCUGCCAAAGUCAGUCUCUCGGCUCCCUUUCGCAGACCCGCUUUUCUCGCGUCCUCGCUCGCCUUGUGUUUCCCGGUCUCAUGGCCGGCCUGACCCUGUUUGUGGGCCGUCUCCCGCCCUCGGCCCGCAGUGAGCAGCUGGAGGAGCUGUUCAGUCAGGUGGGGCCGGUGAAGCAGUGCUUCGUGGUGACUGAGAAAGGGAAUAAGGCAUGUCGAGGCUUUGGCUAUGUCACUUUUUCUAUGGCGGAAGAUGUUCAGAGGGCCCUGAAGGAGAUUACUACCUUUGAAGGUCGCAAGAUCAAUGUGACUGUUGCCAAGAAAAAACUGAGGAACAAGACAAAGGAAAAGGGGAAAAAUGAGUCCCCAAAGAAGAAUAUGAAGCCUAAAAAAGCCAAAGUGGCAGAUAAGAAAGCCAGAUUAAUUAUUCGGAACCUGAGCUUUAAGUGUUCAGAAGUUGACUUGAAGACAAUAUUUACUCAAUUUGGAGCUGUCCUGGAAGUAAAUAUCCCUAGGAAGCCAGGUACUAAUGGAAAGAUGCGUGGUUUUGCUUUUGUUCAGUUCAAAAACCUCCUAGAAGCAGGUAAAGCUCUCAAAGGCAUGAACAUGAAAGAGAUAAAAGGGCGGACAGUGGCUGUGGAUUGGGCCGUGGCAAAGGAUAAAUAUAAAGAUAUUCAGUCUGUUUCUGCCUCAGGUGAGGAAAAGAGCCAGGAACCUAAAUCUCAGGAAUCAGUUAAAAAGAAUGGCAGGGGGAAAGAGAAUAUGGAAGAGGAAGAAAAAGAUGAUGAUGAGGAUGACGACGACGAUGACGAUGAUGACAACGACGAUAAUGAUGACAAUGAUGACGACAAUGAAGAGGAGGAGGAGAGUAAAGACUCAAAGUUGAUGGAGCCUGUGCAGAUUCAGAAGAGAGCAGUCAAAAGAGCAGCCUCCACAGAAAGCAGUGAAGAAGAUCAUUCUGACGAAGACAGUGACCUGGAGGAGAGAGAUAGUAUUGAUGGAGGAGAGGAACUGGCUCAGAGUGACGCCAGCACUGAGGUGCAAGAGGAUGAAGAUGUGCAAGUCUCAAGGAAAAAGAAGAGGAAAUUACCGUCUGAUGUGAAUGAAGGAAAAACUGUUUUUAUCAGAAAUCUGUCCUUUGACUCAGAGGAAGAAGACCUUGGGGAGCUACUUCAGCAGUUUGGAGAUCUUAAAUAUGUCCGCGUUGUCUUGCAUCCAGACACAGAGCAUUCUAAAGGUUGUGCAUUUGCCCAGUUCAUGACUCAAGAAGCAGCUCAGAAAUGCCUUAUUGCUGCUUCUCCAGAGAAUGAGGGUGGUGGGCUUAAACUGGAUGGCCGGCAGCUCAAGGUUGACUUGGCAGUGACCCGUGAUGAGGCUGCAAAGCUUCGAACAAAGAAGGUGAAGAAGCCGACUGGAACCCGGAACCUCUAUCUGGCCCGAGAAGGCUUGAUUCGUGCUGGGACGAAGGCUGCAGAGGGUGUCAGUGCUGCUGAUAUGGCCAAAAGAGAACGGUUUGAACUGCUGAAACAUCAGAAACUCAAGGACCAGAAUAUCUUUGUCUCCCGGUGCAGACUCUGCCUGCACAAUCUCCCAAAGGCGCUGGAUGACAAACAGCUCAGAAAGCUGCUGCUGGAUGCUACGAGAGGGGAGAAGGGGGUGCGCAUUAAGGAGUGUAGGGUGAUGCGAGACCUUAAAGGAGUUCAUGGAAACAUGAAAGGUCAGUCCCUAGGCUAUGCCUUCGCAGAGUUCCAGGAGCACGAGCAUGCUCUGCGAGCUCUCCGCCACAUCAACAACAACCCAGAAAUCUUUGGGUCUCAGAAGAGACCAAUAGUGGAAUUCUCUUUGGAAGAUCGGAGGAAACUUAAAAUAAAGGAACUAAGGAUCCAGCGCAACCUGCAAAAAAUGAGAUCCAAGCCUGUGACCAGUGAGCCCCAGAAGGGGCAACCAGAGUCUAGGAAAGACCAGCAAAAGAAGGCAGCUCAGAACCACACAAAGGAGCAAGGCAAGGCUCCUCCAGAGCAGAAGGGAAAGGUGGGCUCUACCUCAUGGACAGGGUUCCAGACCAGGGCCGAAGUGGAGCAGGUGGAACUGCCUGAUGGAAAGAAGAGAAGAAAGGUCCUGGUGCUCCCUUCACACCGGGGCCCCAAGAUCAGGUUGCGGGACAAAGGCAAAGUGAAGUCCCUUCCUCCCAAAAAGCCAAAGCUUCAGAUAAACCAGUGGAAGCAGGAGAAACAGCAGUUAUCUUCCAGGCAGGUACCUAAGAAAAAAGCUAAGGGAAAUAAGACAGAAACACGCUUCAACCAGCUGGUUGAACAAUAUAAGCAGAAAUUGUUGGGACCUUCUAAAGGGACACCUCUUGCAAAGAGGAGCAAAUGGUUUGAUAGUUGAUAAUGCCAGCAGACUGGAUAAGAAGCUGGGUCGUGUACUUUUUGGUGAAGCUCCCAGGUUCCUCCCUACCCCCCCCCAUGUCUUUCCCUGAAGGGAAGAAAACCCUUGAGGGCACAAUUACUCUCUUGGGAGGCUCCCUGGGCUGUGCACAUCUGAACUGUCUCUCCUCCAGUGUGUGGUUGGUUACCUACAAAGAGAAAUACCCAAAAAACAUCACGAUGUUUUCAUAUUAUCCAGAUUAUUAUGUGAAGUUGUGUCUAUAAUUGUGACCCAUUUUUCUUUGUUUCUCAAAUGGAAACAAAUGUAAAAAGCAUUUUAGAGUGCUGAACUUUUAAGAUGUAUGUUUUGUUAAGCAUCUUCUCUAAAUGAAAUACUGUGUGGCUUUUUAAUAACAGACUCUCUCAUUUCUAAUGUAUGUGAAUCCUUUAUUAUUUAUGAAGGUUCUUGACAUUCCUAACUAAUUUGGUUACAUAGUCCUACACACUGCAGGAGUUGACUGAGCAGAGAGAAAUGCUUUCUAACCUAAUCUGUGUGGGUGGGAGGCACUUGGAGAUUAAUGGAGGAUGGUGAGGCCUGGCAGAGAGUGGUGCUGGCACCUGAUAUGUGUUUGCAGAAUGAGGGGGUGAUUAUUGAUAGUUGACCAGAAAUCAGUUUGCAGUGGCCAAAAGAGACUAGCCUGGUGAGUGAUGACCUGCGUUUCUGUCAGAGAGCUAGUGGGUGUGGCGGGACAAACAGUAAGCAUGAGGCCCAGCUAUAGCCUAACCUGCCAUCACCCAGUGGGUGGCCUUAGGCCACAUGCUGUUUCUUUGAGUCUUGGUUUUCUCAUCUAUAGAAUAAGGAGUUUAACUAAAUGUUUUCUUUGAUCCAUCCCAGCUCUGAACUCUUUUUCUAAUUCAUUCCCAUCUAUAUUCAAAUUCUUUCCCUUUUCUAAAUUUUAGAGGUGUCACAAAAGCUGAGAGGGGUGGUAAAUAUCAGAGAGUCAUGGUCCAUUAGCAUCCUGAUGGCAUGAAGGAAAGGGCUGAGUCUGAUAA